Messenger RNA from Nicotiana tabacum (common tobacco), 1196 nucleotides. The record is from RefSeq and is a predicted model, not a curated record. NCBI's taxonomy places the organism in Eukaryota, Viridiplantae, Streptophyta, Magnoliopsida, Solanales, Solanaceae.
CCUUCAUUCUAUCUUCACUACUUGCUUUCUCCAUCUAAAAACCUCCAUUUUUUAGCUUUAACUCAGUCAGCAUAACAUUACAAAGGACAAUAUUCUUGAUUUAAAUAUAUUCAGGCGCUAAUAGCAAUCAAGAAAAUUACAUCGAAAAGUAGGAUAUGGCCCUAGAUCUUCAUUUCCAAGAGCAAACAGCAGAGGCUGUCUUUGACGAGUGUCCUACUCCCUUAGAGAAGUGGAAGACGACGUUUGAUGAUGAGCGUGAAGACAAUCUAUCUGGUGGUUUUGAGUGUAACAUAUGCCUGGAUUGUGUGCACGAUCCUGUGGUUACAUUUUGUGGUCACCUCUAUUGCUGGCCUUGCAUUUACAAGUGGAUUCAAUUCCAGAGCAUCCCUUCAGAAAAUUCGGAUCAUCAACAGCCUCAAUGCCCUGUUUGCAAGGCUGAAGUUUCACAAAAAACCUUGAUUCCACUCUAUGGCCGCGGCCAAGCUACAAAACCAUCUGAAGAUGACGUUCAAAGUAAAGGUAUGCUCAUACCACAAAGACCUCCUAGUCGAAGAUGUGGCGGUCACACACUGAUAGCAACUAUCGAUUCAAAUCCAUCUCAGCAACCUCAUCAUCAAAGCAAUCGUCUGCAGUCUCAAACACAUCAGCCUUAUCCUGCCAGCCUUGAUGGCACGACAAUGAACGCUUUACAUCCCAUGAUUGGGGAAAUGGUUUAUGCACGAGUAUUUGCAAACGCAUCACCGACAUUGGAUUCAUAUCCAAACUCAUAUCACCUAGCAGGCGGCAGAAGUUUGAGAAUGAGACGGCAACUAUUACUUGCUGAUAAAUCACUUGGUAGAGUAUAUUUUUUCCUCUUCUGUUGCGUAGUAGCAUGUCUGCUCUUGUUUUGACCACUUUUUCCGGUACAUUUGUAUACAUUUUAGAAAUAUGAGUACAAUAGUAGAAGAUGAAUAUACGAGCUUGGCUCAAUGUUACAUGCCAAAGAAGUUUUUCCAUCUUUUUUCUGGCUAGGAUUUAAGUCAUAUACACUCUUUUACACUAUUAGUGAAUUUUAACCUGUGAUAGCAACUUUGUUGCUAUUUUUACCAGAUUACCUAUUAGUGCAUAUCAAGAAACCUGCAUGUAAUUACCUAAUAAGGAAUCUGAUUGUAUAUAAAAAUUACAGUGUCUGUGCUUAGAAACUCAAUUCUGGCUCU